Molecule: messenger RNA, 327 nt
Organism: Clonostachys rhizophaga
Lineage: Eukaryota; Fungi; Ascomycota; Sordariomycetes; Hypocreales; Bionectriaceae
Source: the annotation of a GenBank genome assembly
AUGGCUCACCACCCCUCCUUCUCUCUCGCCGCUCUCCUGGCCGUCGGCGGCACCACCGGAUACGUUAAGACACGGUCAAAGCCCUCUCUGAUUGCUGGCCUUGGUCUUGGUGCCUCAUAUGCUGUUUCCGGCUAUCUCCUGAAGGAGAACAAGAACUGGGGUUCCGAGUUGGCCCUGGGCAACAGCAUCGUCUUGCUGGGCGCAGCUGUUAUGCGAAUCGUCAAGACCCGUGGCAAGGCCCCGGUGCCACUCGGCCUCGGUCUCGUCGGCAGCCUGGCCACAUUCUACUACCAAAAGAAGUAUCGGGAAUUUACCUUCGGAGUCUGA